AUGGCCUACGUUCAGCGUCAAGCGGAGAUUCAACGUCUAAUUGAGGCAUCUUACGCUAACUUUAGGAAAGACAGUUCGGACAGGAAAACGAAGCUUGAAUAUUUUAAAACACGUUUAGACACAUUAAACUUAUUAUGGAGUGAGUUCCAGUUUAACCAUGAACAGUUGGGUAUGGUGGAGAGUCAAUUUAGUUCGUAUUUUACUAACAGGAUUUAUGAGAGUACUAAGGAAUCAUAUACCACUUUCCACGCCAAGCUAACAGCAGGGUAUCAAGAAUUAUCCGAGAAAAACAUUGAAUCUAAGACCGACCUGAACGCUUCAAGUACAAGCACAUUAACAACCGUUAACAGAGAACAAGCAGAGACGGCUGCUAAAGGCGAUGCGCCAGGAUCCGUCGCCGAGGUAGGAGGAAACAUAUUUGGGAAACAGCAGAGGGGAACCGAAAGUAAGAUGGACGAGAUGAUGCGUAAACAACAGGCUAACAUAAAAGCCUUCGCGCGGACCGUGAAUAACAUUCAGAUUGACCUAUUAACAGAGAAAUGGGAGCUAGAGGAUACUCUCAAAACAUUGGAGGCUCGUUGGUCGGCUAUCGACAAUUUACACUGGGAAAUGGAAAGCGAGGGUUCCCUAGGUGAUUCGGCGUAUGAAAGUGUGUUUAACAUGCAUGAAAAUACUUAUAACAUGAUGAAGAAAAAUAUUAACAAAAAGGUGUGGUCUGUAAAACAUAAGAUUAUUCUAGAUGGUAAAAUAAACGGUGAGGAUGAGUACCAACCUCUGGCGCAGGAGAGUCAACUUGGGUGGCUUUUAAGCGGAAAUGACGAAGAAGAACUGGAAACCUACCGUUGUAAUAUAAUUAUAAACAACUUAGAAGAGAUACAACAGUUUUGGGAAGUGGAAGACAUAACAGAAGAGGGAAACUUAUCACAGGAAGACUUGGAAUGCGUAAAGCACUUUGAAGAACACACGAAGAGAACAGUAGACGGAAGAUACGAAGUACGCAUUCCUAUGAAACCUAACUUUCAAGAAAAAUUAGGAGAGUCCAAGGCAAACGCAAUAGCCCAAUUUAAACACAUGGAAAACAAGCUCCAAAAACAGAACAAAUUAGCUGAAGCAUACAAAGCUUUCAUGAAAGAGUAUAGUGACUUAGGACAUAUGAAACCUUCCUUAAACAACAACAAAGUGGAAUGCUAUUUGCCUCAUCACAUUGUGGAACGCGCAGAAUCCUUAACUUCAAAGUAUAGAGUGGUGUACAAUGGGUCUAGCAAAACAUCAACAGGAUACUCAUUGAACGAAUUAAUGUACAGGGGCCCAAAUUUACAAAAAGACAUACAAACAUUGCUAUUAAAAUGGAGACAGUACGAGUUUGUGUUCUGCGCUGACCUAGAAAAAAUGUUCCGUCAGAUCUUAGUGCAUGAAGAUGACCAACACCUUCAGAAAAUCAUCUGGAGAGACGAGCACGGGAUACUACAAUCAUUUCAGCUUACAACAGUUACAUACGGAACAAAAAGUGCAAGCUUUUUAGCCAUGAUGACACUAAAAAGGCUAGCACGUGACGAACAGGAAAACUACCCAGAAGCGUCCAAAGUUUUAGAAGAAUCGUUCUACAUGGAUGAUCUUAUACACGGUUCACAUUCCAUAGAGCAAGCAAUAAAACUGAUAAACGACAUUAUCGACUUGUUAAGAACAGCGGGAUUUAACUUACGAAAAUGGUCCUCAAACAGAGAAGAAGUGUUAGAACAUAUACAGAACAAGCAAGACAAUCAAAACCUAACAAUUAACUUUAAACAAGAUGACAUAUCUAAAACACUAGGUUUAAGUUGGAAUCCAACUGAAGACGUAUUUACUUUUCAAUGUAAAAUUGAAAAGCAGAAAAACAAACCAACAAAAAGAACCCUUCUAUCGGACAUCUCCAAACUCUUUGACCCACUUGGCUGGCUUGCCCCGCUCAGCAUAAAACUCAAAAUUUUAUUCCAAAAAGUAUGGAAACAAACAGUUCAAUGGGAUCAGCCCAUCCCAGAUGACAUACACUUAGAAUGGUCCAAAAUACAGGAAGAAAUUCACUUAAUUAACGAUUGCAAAAUACCCAGAUGGUUGCUAUGUAAACAGAAUGACGUAAUUCAACUACAUGGGUACUGUGACGCAUCGCUAGAAGCAUAUGGGUGUGUAGUAUAUGCACGAACUGAACAUCAAACAAAAACAAUUCUGGUCGCAGCAAAAACAAAGGUCGUCCCACAGAAGAAACAAUUAACACUGCCGAAACUUGAAUUAUGUGGAGCGCAUCUUCUAUCAAAACUAAUGGCAAAAAUAAAAAUAUCUCUACAACAGCAUACUGUGGAAACGUUUGGUUGGUGCGAUUCAAAGAUCGUCCUCGGAUGGUUACAAGGACAGCCAAGCCGCUGGAAACCAUUCGUCGCCAAUCGAGUAGAACAAAUAAAACAGGUGAUGACAGAAGAACAAUGGCGUUAUGUGAAAUCGUCAGAAAACCCCGCGGAUGCUGCCAGCAGAGGACAAACAGCAUCUCAGUUAAAAGACAACUCUUUAUGGUGGUCAGGACCAACAUGGUUAGCUGAUUUCCAGCCAGAACACGAAAGUUGUCAAAAACCAACAUAUCAUACAACAGAAGAGGAGAAAAAAUCCUAUGUAUCAAAUGUGGGCCAAAACAAUAACAAGCAAGAUAUUAUUCAUGAUUUAUUAAACAAAUAUAGUUCAAUUACAAAAGUAACAAGAAUCGUAGCCUACAUAUUGAGAGCAUUCACUUUGAAGCGAAAACGCUUACCCAGCUAUCUAACAUUACAGGAGUUGCGAAAAGCUAAACGAGCUAUAAUUAAAAGCGUGCAAAACAAAGAAUUAGAAGAAGAUAUUGAACAUUUACGCAGGAAUAACAAAGUAGAAACAAGGAGUAAACUUUUCUCAUUAUAUCCAUUCCUGGACAACGAACAUAUACUUAGAGUAGGAGGACGCCUCGAAGAAGCGCAUUUACCUUACGAAAUGAGACACCCAAAAAUCAUUCCAAAGGAAUCACGUCUUGCUACAUUACUAAUAGAACAUGCCCAUAUCAUAACACUUCACGGAGGCGCCAAGAUUACAUCAAGCAAGUUGAGAGAAGAAUACUGGGUGAUGGGCGGAAACAAUAGAGUAAAACAACAAGUUAGAAAAUGCGUCAAAUGCCAAAAGAUCGAUGGGCAAAAACAGUAUCAACUCAUGGGUGAUCUACCCGCCGCCCGUGUCAACGAAGCAAAACCAUUUUUUCACACUGGAGUGGAUUACACAGGGUUUGUUGACAUAAAAGCUAGUAACACGCGAGGAAGUCGAACACUGAAAGGUUACAUUGCAGUUUUUAUCUGCAUGGUCACAAAAGCAGUACAUUUAGAGCUCGUAACAGAACUAACAAGCUCAGCAUUCCUGGCAGCUCUAAGAAGGAUGGCCGCCAGGAAAGGAGCCCCAAAGCACCUAUACUCAGACCAAGGAACCAAUUUUAUAGGCGCGAAUAACAUAUUAAAGCAACAGUGGAAGGAAAUACAAAACACGUUCGACGAUAACUUCUUAGCAGACAUUGCCGAGAUGGAAAUUGAGUGGCAUUUCAAUGCCCCAUCCUGGCCAAGUGCUGGUGGCCUCUGGGAACGAGCAGUGAGGAGUUUGAAACACCAUUUAAAACGUGUAGUGGUUUGCCGGAAAAAACGUUGCCAAUGGAGACCUCAAAAAACUCCAGAAUUUACAAGCAACUCAGAGGAACCAACAGCAGCAAGCAACAUCUCCGUGAGACGCCAGGUGAACCUGCCGCCGCCGCCGCCGCCGCCCCGAGCGAGCGCGAGCGCAGCCUCCACGCCGUACAACACACGUCACACCAGCACCGGUGACAUCCAUCCGCCGACACCUCGAAUUAACUCCCCAGCAACAGCGAUGACGUCCACCGUCGCGUCACCGGACCGGUUACCGGCGACGGGAACGAACGGCCGGCCCGCGGGGGACGGCAGAACAAAAAUUCGCUCGCUUAACGCGCUACCCAUGUCGCGCCGCGUCAAAAAUAAUUGUUAA
Leguminivora glycinivorella is the source of this 4035-nucleotide messenger RNA. RefSeq lists its product as uncharacterized. The record is from RefSeq and is a predicted model, not a curated record. NCBI's taxonomy places the organism in Eukaryota, Metazoa, Arthropoda, Insecta, Lepidoptera, Tortricidae. Gene Ontology annotation, biological process: DNA integration. The transcript has 4 exons. Gene Ontology annotation, molecular function: nucleic acid binding. The coding region runs from base 1 to 4035 and encodes 1344 amino acids.